Messenger RNA from Zasmidium cellare ATCC 36951, 681 nucleotides. RefSeq lists its product as uncharacterized. The transcript is spliced from 4 exons. The coding region runs from base 1 to 681 and encodes 226 amino acids. The record is from RefSeq and is a predicted model, not a curated record. NCBI's taxonomy places the organism in Eukaryota, Fungi, Ascomycota, Dothideomycetes, Mycosphaerellales, Mycosphaerellaceae.
AUGAAGUCCUCCACUGCCGCCGCGAUCCUCGCGAUCACCUCCGCCCAAGCCAUGGCUGCGACCAUCCCUAUCGACAACAAGCAGACCAACUCCAAUGCGACUCAUCCCAACCUUGUCUUCAUGGAGAAUGUGAUUUCUCCACACGUCGAUGAUGUCUCUCAGAUCUGCUUCUCGUUCAAUACCGACAAUGGCGUGUCUGGCUUCUACUACGCACUCCAAGGCCCCUGGGGCUCCGGAACUGGCUACACUGGCAGCUCUGGUACGAUCUGUGUUCCGACCAGCAACUCUGCUGGCGGCGCCAUGUUCAUCGGACCGGACGCGAACCCUGGUCCUGGCAGUACCAAGCUCGAGUGCUAUUUCCCAUCCACGGGCACGGCAAACUGUGAUAUCUCUCUCGUCGACGGCUACUCCAGCGCUGUAGCCUGUGUGCCCAGCAGCACGAAACAACUCAUUGGAGGUUACUCCAACUUGUACAAUGGAGGUGUCGCCUGCCCUGACCAGCAGGGACCCAACUGCAUCAACACUGAAGGUUACGCCGCAAGCCAGAGCGACGUAAACGCCUUCUUUCAGCAGGGAAUCUCUUCCGGAAAUAAUUACUCUAAGGCUCCAGGCAUUUGGGUCAAUUGCUCGCAAGAUUACUACUUCCCCACCGGCGAUGGUCUCGUGUGCACCGUUGGAUAA